Molecule: messenger RNA, 1772 nt
Organism: Prosopis cineraria
Lineage: Eukaryota; Viridiplantae; Streptophyta; Magnoliopsida; Fabales; Fabaceae
Product: UDP-glycosyltransferase 83A1-like
Exons: 2
Coding region: 141-1514 (457 amino acids)
Molecular function (GO): UDP-glycosyltransferase activity
Source: RefSeq, a predicted model, not a curated record
AACACCAGAAACCAAUCCAUUGAUCACAGAAACAAACUUCAUUCAUUACCAGAAUCUCCUUAGAAUUCUACACUAGAAUACUUCAUCCUUCAAAAUAUAUUCAUUCUUUUCUCUACUUUCUCUACAGAUCAGAGACGACGAUGAGCAAGAUCCCUCAUUUUCUUGUGAUUCCUUUCCCAGUUCUGGGACAUGUGAAUCCUUUGAUGCAGUUCUCUGAGGUUUUAGCCAAACAUGGCUGCAAGGUCACUUUUCUCAACACAGAGUUCAGUCAAAAGCGAGUCAUGGCUGCAGCAGCAAGUUCUUCCCACCACCAUCAACACAGUAAAAAUAAUAGUCUGAUUAAGACGGUGACGCUGCCAGAUGGUUUGAGUGAAGAUGAUGACAGGAGUAAGCCAAUAGAGUUUAUUCAAUCAGUGAAGAGCACCAUGCCUGGGAAGCUUCCAAAGCUCAUUGAAGAUGUGAAUAAUGGCGAAGGUCAGGAUAGUAAAAUCUCAUGCAUUGUGGUUAGUAUGAACAUGGGAGGGGCUUUAGAAGUGGCUCAGAAACUGGGAAUCAAAGGUGCUGUGUUGUUUCCUGCAUCUGCUACUUCCAUGGCCUCCGUUGCCUGCGUCCAAAGGCUGAUCGAUGAUGGAAUCAUUGAUCCCGAAACUGGUCUUCCGAUCAAGAACGAGGAAAUUCAACUUUCCCCAGACAUGCCUCUUAUGGACCCAGCAAAGUUUGCAUGGACAACCCUUGGUAAGUCCUUCUUCGGCCCCAUGUUACAAGAGGCACAAACCUUAAUAAGCUUAGGACAAUGGUGGCUCUGCAACACUACCUACGAGCUUGAACCUGGUGCACUUUCAAUAUCACCAAAAUUCCUACCAAUUGGCCCCUUAUUACCUGAUGAGCAAAACUCAAGUUCUUCAUUCUGGCAAGAAGAUCAAACCUGCCUCGAUUGGCUCGACCAGCAACCACCUCGAUCAGUCAUUUACGUUUCGUUUGGAAGUUUAGCAGUAAUGGACCCGAGCCAGUUCAAAGAACUCGCACUCGGACUCGAUCUUUUAGACAGGCCUUUUCUUUGGGUCGUGCGUCCUAGCAACACUAACAAGCCUAAUGGUAGCUAUGUGUUCCCAGAAGGGUUCAAAGGUGAGAAGGGUAAAAUAAUCAAUUGGGCUCCACAAAAGAAGGUUCUGAAUCACCCUUCUGUGGCUUGUUUUGUUAGCCACUGUGGCUGGAAUUCUACUAUGGAUGGUGUGUGCAGUGGUGUGCCAUUCUUGUGCUGGCCAUUCUUUAGUGAUCAAUUUGAAGAUAAAGAGUAUGUUUGUAAUGUGUGGAAGAUUGGUUUGGGGUUUGAGAAGGAUGAGAAUGGGGUGAUAACCAGGGAAGAGAUAAAAGAGAAGGUUGAGAAGUUGAUUGGGGAUGAAGAAAUUAGAGAGAGGUCUUUGAAAUGGAAGAAGAUGGUCAUGGAUAAUGUUGCCGAAGGUGGCCGAUCUUCAGACAAUCUCAAGAAGUUUAUCAACUGGACCAAGGAAUAAUGAGGAUGUGUGUGUGUUAUGCAAGAAUUUCUCAUAAAUAUUGAGGGUUUAGGAGUUGGAAAAGCACUUGUUUGGUUUUUUAAUUUAGAAUCUUUUGAUUAAUAAAAAUUAGUAAAUGAUUGAGCAUGAUAGCGUCAUACAAUUUAUGUAACUUACCACACCUCAUGGGAUAAAACUUAUUAUUGUUGUAAUCUUUUGAUUAAUAAAUUUUUUAAUGCAUAUAGACAAUCUUGAAUAAUAAAUCUUGUUUGGUCUUUA